Molecule: messenger RNA, 4889 nt
Organism: Pezoporus flaviventris
Lineage: Eukaryota; Metazoa; Chordata; Aves; Psittaciformes; Psittacidae
Product: inactive phospholipase C-like protein 2
Exons: 6
Coding region: 1-3252 (1083 amino acids)
Biological process (GO): intracellular signal transduction; lipid metabolic process
Molecular function (GO): phosphatidylinositol-4,5-bisphosphate phospholipase C activity
Source: RefSeq, a predicted model, not a curated record
AUGGCGGAGGGGCCCCGGGGCCCCCCGCCGCCGGGCUCGCCGCGCCCAGCCCCGCCGCUGCCCAACGGGCCCCGCGGCGGCGGCGGCGGCGGCGGCAGCCCCGGGUCGGGCUCGGGCAGCAGCAGCCGCGAGGACUCGGCGGAACGGAGCCCCGCGCCCGCCGCGCCCCGGGCCAGCAUCAUGAAGGAUGGGUCCCGGCAGCGGCCGCCGCAGAAGAAGAAGACGGUGUCCUUCAGCACCAUGCCCAACGACCGCAAGAUCAACAGCACGGCCGCCUGCAUCUCCUUCAUGCUGGAGGGCUGCGAGCUGAAGAAGGUGCGCUCCAACUCGCGCAUGUACAGCCGCUUCUUUGUGCUGGAUGCUGACAUGCGCUCCGUGCGCUGGGAGCCCUCCAAGAAGGACUCGGAGAAGGCCAAGAUCGAGAUCAAGUCGGUCAAAGAGGUGCGCGUGGGCAAGAAGACGCCUGUCCUGCGCAGCAAUGGCCUCUCCGACCAGUUCCCGGACGAGUGCGCCUUCUCCAUCAUCUAUGGAGACAACUACGAGUCCCUGGACCUGGUGGCCAGCUCGGCUGAUGUGGUGAGCGCCUGGGUGAUGGGGCUCCGGUACCUGGUGUCCUAUGGGAAGCACACCCCCGAGGCGCCCGGGACCGGCCACCCCAGCCUCCGGACGUCUUGGAUCUCGUCCGUCUUCGACCUCGCCGACCUGGAGAAGUCCGGCCGCAUCCCCGUAGCCCGCGCCGUGCAGCUGAUCAAGGCGCUCAACCCCGGCAUGAAGACCUCCACCAUCGAGCUGAAGUUCAAGGAGCUGCAGAAGGCCAGCGAGCGUGCCGGUGCCGAGGUGCCCUGCGACCUCUUCGUGGAGGCGUACUGCGAGCUCUGCACCCGCCCCGAGAUCUUCUUCCUGCUGGUGCAGUUCUCCAGCAACAAGGAGUACCUGGGUCUGAAGGACCUGCUCAUGUUCCUGGAGGUGGAGCAAGGCAUGGAGGGAGUGACGGAGGAGAAGUGCUUGGAGAUCGUUGGCAAGUACGAGCCCUCCAAGGAGGGCCGGGAGAAGGGCUACCUGGCCAUCGAUGGCUUCACACGCUACCUGCUCUCCGCCGACUGCUCCAUCUUCGACCCGCAGCACCGCAAGGUGUGCCAGGACAUGGCCCAGCCCCUCUCCCACUACUACAUCAGCUCUGCCCACAGCGCCUGCCUGCUGGAGGACAACUUCUGGGGCCGCUCAGACAUCAGCGGCUACAUCAGCGCCCUGGGCUUGGGCUGCCGCAGCAUCGAGCUGGUGCUGUGGGACGGCGCCGAGGGCGAGCCCGUGGUCUACACCAGCCCCUCGGCCACCUCCUGCGUGCCCUUCCGCGCCGUGGUGGGGCUGAUCGACCAGCACGCCUUCACCGCCUCUGCCUACCCGCUCAUCCUCUGCCUGGUGGUGCGGUGCUCAGCGCCCCAGCAGCGCCUGGCCGCGCAGUGCCUGCGCAAGACGCUGGGCGAGAAGCUGUACCUGGAGCCCCCCAACCCCGCUGCCUCCUACCUGCCCUCGCCGGAGCAGCUCAAGGGCCGCAUCCUCAUCAAGGGCAAGAAGCUGCCUCCCGUCUGCGAGGACAGCGAAGGGGAGGUGUCGGACGAGGAGGAAGGCCGGGAGCUGGCGCGGCGGCUGGGCCAGGAGGAGCGGGAGGUGCCGGACACGGCUGGCCCCCGGCGCCUGCGCCUCAGCCGCGAGCUCUCGGAGCUGGUGAGCCUGUGCCAGGCCGUCCCCUUCCAGGACUUCGAGAGCUCGCGGCGCGGGCAGCGGUACUGGGAGAUGUGCUCCUUCAGCGAGGUGGAGGCGGGACGCUUCGCCAACGAGUGCCCGGCCGAGCUGGUGAGCUACAACAAACGGUUCCUGUCCCGCGUCUACCCCAGCCCCAUGCGCAUCGACGCCAGCAACAUGAACCCGCAGGACUUCUGGAAGUGCGGCUGCCAGAUGGUGGCCAUGAACUACCAGACGCCGGGGCUCAUGAUGGACCUGAACGCGGGCUGGUUCCGGCAGAACGGCGCCUGCGGCUACGUCCUGCGCCCCGCCAUCAUGCGGGAGGAGGUCUCCUACUUCAGUGCCAAUGCCAAGGACUCCUUGCCCGGGGUGCCCGCGCAGCUCCUCCACCUCAAGGUCAUCAGCGGGCAGAACCUGCCCAAGCCCAAGGGCUCGGGGGCCAAGGGGGAGGUGGUGGAGCCCUACGUCUGCGCUGAGAUCCACGGCAUCCCGGCCGACUGCGCCGAGCACCGCACCAAGACGGCCCUGCAGAGCGGGGACAACCCCAUCUUUGACGAGAGCCUGGAGUUCCAGAUCAACCUGCCCGAGCUGGCUGUCCUGCGCUUCGUCGUGCUGGAUGAUGACUACAUCGGGGAUGAGUUCAUCGCCCAGUACACCAUCCCCUUCGAGUGCCUGCAGCCCGGCUACCGCCACGUCCCGCUCCAGUCCCUCGCGGGGGAGCCUCUGCCCCACGCCACCCUCUUCGUGCACGUGGCCAUCACCGACCGCCGCGGCGGGGGCAAGGGGCACCGGCGGGGGCUGUCGGGGCGCCGGGGCCGCCGGGUGCGGGAGUACACGUCCACCAAGGCCACCGGCAUCAAGGCCAUCGACGAGGUCUUCCGGACGGCGACGCAGCCGCUGCGGGAGGCCACCGACCUGCGGGAGAACGUGCAGAAUGCCCUGGUCUCCUUCAAGGAGCUGUGUGGUCUGACGCCUGCCGCCAACAUGAAGCAGUGCAUCCUGACGGUGGCCGCGUGGCUGCUGCACAGUGACAGCUCGCCCAGUGUCACCCUCAACCUGGCAGAGAAGUACCCCCCCAUGGAGGCCCAGGGCCCCAUCCCGGACCUGCUGCGCAAGGUCCUCACCGCCUACGAGACGAUGAUCCAGACCAGCCGGACGCUGAUCGAGUCGGCCGAUGCGGUGUACAGCAAGCUCAUCCAGGCACAGCAGGCAGGAAUGGACUUCCACAAGGAGCUGCACCGCAUCGAGGCCAAGGAGGGGCUGCGGGGCCGCAAGCUGCAGAAGGCGCUGGAGAGCUUCGCUUGGAACAUCACAGUGCUGAAGGGCCAGGCUGACCUCCUCAAGCACGCCAAGGCCGAGGCGCUGGACAACCUGUGGCAGAUCCACAACGCGGGACAGUCCUGCGGCAUCGGCAGGAACGGCUCGGCCUCACCGGAGCCCUCCCGGCUGCGCGCCCCGUUGGAGCCCAUCCCGGAGACAGAAGGAGGCGGUGAAGCGGCGUCCUGCUGACCCCGGCCUGGGGCUCGGGGGCCCGGACUGAGCACUCCCUGGCUGCAGGGACAAGGACCAGGGAGCCCCAUCCUGCCCGUAGACAGGCAGCUGCGUGCCUGCAGGCUCCGUGAGCGAAGGGACGCGUGUGGGGCUGUGCUCUGCCGUGCCGAAGGGCUGCGGUGGGGCCAAGGGGGAGGCUGGGGACGGAUGAGCCUGCUCCAGCUCUCUCCCUGGCCUGAGCUCCCGGGGCCUCCAUCCGCUUCCAGAGCGAGUGCCCUGCCGCAGGGCCGGCGGGGAUGCUGGCACCCCUGUGUGUGUGGACCCCCAGUCUGCCGUGCCAGACCCCUCUUGUGUUACAGCCCGGGGCUGGGCUUCUGCCCCCUCCAGGGCCAUGGGGUUUGCCUUCACCACCCCAAAGAUGGGUCCAGGCAGGAGUUGUGGCUUCUGGCAUCAGGGAAACAUCAGGGCUUAUUCCCUAGGGAGAGGGGGUCCUGGCACAAGCACUGUGCAGGGGGUGGUCUGGGGUCGGACUGGGGCUGUGGAGCAUUAUAAAGAGUGUGAGACCCACCAAGGUGCCCUGCUGCUCCCUCUGGGUGCCUGGUGCAGGGCUGAGGUGGGAUGCGGUUACUGAGGGGGAUGAAGGGUGGCACCAUUGCUCCCCAUCACCAGCCAUGCUCGGAGUGACGACUCCCCACGUCAAGGAGCCAUGCGGCUGCUCGGCACCCAUUUGUUCAGGAAGCUAAUUAGCCUAAUGGGGACCCAGGGAACAGACCCUUGUGCUGCUGCUGUCAGGAGCAGCCCAGCGCUGCCCUUCGGCCCCUUUGUGCCUGCCCGGCCAUGGGGCCCAUGGGCAAUUAUGGCCUCAUUAGUGCCAGGCGUCCCGGCAGCGCCAUGGCCCCUGAGCACCCGCACAAUGAGGAGCUGCAAAUGAGGGGAAAGGCCUGGCCGGUCUCCGGGCUACAGGCCCGUGUCUCCCAGAGACCGGCCGCAGCCGCCUGGCCCCGCCGGUAUUUUUGGCAUCACUAUUGUGCCGGGGCCUAUAAAGCGGCAGCUGUGGCGGUGGCACAGGGUGCUGUGCUCCCGGCUGCCCAGCGGGACAUGCCCAAGCGCUGCUCGGCCGCCUGAAGACCCCAGAAAGGAUGGAGGUGCCCAACACCAAGGUGGGGUGGGGUGUUGCAGCCCAUGGGACCAGGAGGGCAGCGAUGGGGGAGAGGUUGGGAUGUGGGGCUGGGGGUGUGAGGGGGCCUGGGCAAUUCCUCGGGAAGCUGGGAGCUCAAGGCUCCUCGCCAGGGCUCCCCAGCUGUGGCCAGUGGCCACUUGAGGGGCUCAGCCCUGCUUGGGCUCCUCAGGAGGGAGCUGGACGCGUGGUGCCUGUGGUGCCAAGUGUGGGUGCUCUGGCACUCGGCAGCAAGGGGAGGGUGUUGGCUGCGGCUGCCUUGUGCUGGUGAGGGCACCCACAUCAGGCUGCUGGUCACAGUGUGGUUGGGGUCCAUGGGUGCUGGGGAUGGGGGGGGGAUUGUGCUGCCGUGCACUGGGAGUGGGGUUGGGACCCUGCAGCAGCGCUGCAGUGACCAGGGCAGACAGGGCUGACACCGGUGGGCACGGCACGCUGCCCGGUGGUGCUGCUGCUGCCCUGCACUAACGCUGCCCAUCGC